Molecule: messenger RNA, 10025 nt
Organism: Paramuricea clavata
Lineage: Eukaryota; Metazoa; Cnidaria; Anthozoa; Malacalcyonacea; Plexauridae
Source: the annotation of a GenBank genome assembly
UGAUGGUGGUGGUGAUGAUGGUGGUGGUGAUGAUGGUGAUGGUGGUGAUGGUGGUGGUGAUGAUGGUGAUGGUGGUGGUGAUGAUGGUGAUGGUGGUGGUGGUGGUGAUGGUGAUGAUGGUGAUGGUGAUGAUGAUGAUGGUGGUGGUGGUAAUGACGAUGACGAUAUAUGGUGAUGGUGAUGAUGAUGAUGAUGAUGAUGAUGGUGGUGAUGAUGACGAUGACGAUGACGACACCAACACUGGACCUCCACGAGAUAUCCUCUUUAAAUCUUACUAUCUUUUAGGCAUUUGACUUGGACUGUGGUGAGAACUGCAAGAACUUCAAGCUUAGUGCGAACGAGAUUAAAGAGAUCUUAGGAUGCGAGUUAUCCCAAACAGAAUUCGCUGAAGCCUUGGGGAUGCAAGCCACUUCGCCAUUUGUUGAACAAAUGUUCAAGCUGGCAGACAAAGAUUGUAAUGGUUAUAUAUCAUUCAGAGAGUUUCUCGACAUUAUGUUUAUCUUCGCCAAAGGUAAGACUGUGGUAACGAUGAUGGUGUUAUGAUAAUGGUAUGAUGGUGAUGGUGAUGAUGAUGGUGAUGAUGAUAGUGAUGAUAGUGAUGAUGAUGAUGAUGAUAAUGAUGAUGAUGGUAAUAGUAAUCACAGUAGAUACCAACUACCACCAACUUCAACUACUUUCUUCCACCAGGUACACCAGAAGAUAAAUUGAAGCUUUACUUCGAUAUGUACGAUGUGACGGGAGAGGGCAAGCUAGACAGAGAAGCCUUUAAGAAAAUGAUGAGGUAAGUUUUGCUUUGUAAUAACAGCGUAAUGGGGUAGACCUGCGCCUGCAUGGGCAACAUUAAAUGAUGCCGUCCGUAUCAAUAUAGUGUCGAAACUAUAUGAAAUAUGGCCCAAUUUAGAUUAGACAUGGUGUCAUGGUGUCCGUCUUUUUAUAAUUUUGCUGACACCAAGACCGAUGUUCUAUCUUGAUGCGUGUAUAAAUCUCAUCGAUUACUUUCGUAAUUUGCAUUCCGAUCAUUAUUUAUGGCGGGGGUACGUGGCACAGACGAGAAAUUUUAUUCUUUGGUAAAAUUUUUGCUGAUACAGCAAUGUCAAUUUUUUUUAUCGAACUUCAAAUAUCAAUUAAAAAAAUAAAUACCCACCCCUGGCCAAACGUUUUCAAAAAAAAUAGCUAUCACUUGUCACACAUGUCCUAUACCACUUCUGUGGUACGAGUUUGAUCAUUGCUUCUGUCUGCACAUGCAUUUUCUUUCGAGACACCAUUUGCCUCUUUGACAAAUCGGAAAAUGAUCAAGAAAGUGACUCUGAUUAAUUUACGUAUUGUAUCGACAUACGACUGUUGACAUUGCUCUUUAGACUUCAAUAUUUGAGUAAGUCAUGCUUUGGAAAUGACAAUAAAUGUUUAUUACCCAACCCUUUUGUUGUUUUGUUUUUCAUUUACCCAACUUUUUACUCACUCAAAAUUUUGUUUACCCAACCUUUUUUCUUCGGUGCCAUCCCCCCGCCCCCCCCCUCCAUAAAUAAUAACCGGUUCCUAACCACUAGAAAGUUUAAUCAUCAAUGAUAAAGUCCUCAGACAGUAACUAAUAUACUAUAAAAUACUAAAGCAAGCGACAAUUUAUUGUUACAGAUCAUUCAUGGACGUUGUUAGUGCGAGCGUGGAUCCGACAAAUUUGGACGAACUCGUCGACUCUAUGUUUAAAACAGAGGACGGAGAGGAGAAAGAAUUUCUGUAUUUUGAAGAUUUUGGUUCAAUCAUGAUGGACUUGGAUAAAAAAGAUGGCUUGCUGUCUGAUGUGAACAAUGUUUUCAAAGGCAAGAUCUCCGUUCUAUUAUGAAACUGCAAUACUAACGAUGCACUGAUUAAUGUAUGCGUCUUUUACCUCAGUGACUGGGAUUCAAUAUGCCUGACUAUAAUUUCACCUCAGUCACAUGUGAGAAGAAUGCUUCAACUUUAACUCUGGCUCAUAGAAAAACUGGAUCAAUAAGAGAUGAUCCUUACUGGACCUCUAAGGAAAACAAUUUAGAACUGAUAGAGCUAUCCAGUAUAAAUAGAGUUAGUUUAGUUUAGGUUUCCUCCUAUAGUGACACUGGAUCAAUAAGCUAAGAGAUGAAGCUUACAGCACCUCUAGGAAGAACAGUUUAGAACUGAUAGAGCUAUCCAGUAUAAAUAAAGUUAGUUUAGGUUUCACCCUGUAGUGAAACUGGAUCAAUAAGAGACAAUCCUUACUGGACCUUUAAGAAGAACAGUUUAGAACCAUUGAACUAAAAAUAACUGGAACGCUACGUUCAGUAAACUGCGCAUGCAAAUUUUGAAGCCAAAAUUUGACUCCCAUGAAGCCAAAUGAAGCCAGUUUUGACUCCCAGACACGCACUUCCACGCGUGUUUCUACUGCGCGAUUUACUCGCGAGACGAUGCAGGGGGCGCUCGAAGCAUGCCGUUUUGAAUGUUUUCAUGGCAGGAUGCAAAUCGAAAGGGAAACGGGCCUUUUCAAUUUAAAACGGGCUUUUAAAGCCUGUGUACGACCUUGUAGAAUUUAACUUCAAAUUUCCGCUUGAACGUAGCGUUCCAGUUAUUUUUAGUUCAAUGUUUAGAACUGAUAGAACCAUCCAACAUAAAAGAAAUAAGUUUAGUUUAGGUUUCCUCCUGUAGUAACACUGGAUCAAUAAAGGAUGACUCUUAGGAAGAAUAGUUUAGAACUGAUAAAACUAUCCAUCAUAAAUAAAGUUAGUUUAGUUCAGGUUUCCUCCUGUAGUAACACUGGAUCAAUAAAGGAUGACUCUUACUGGACCUCUAAGGAGAAUGAGCUAUCCAUCAUAAUUAUUUUAAGAUUAAUUUAGGUUAGUUUAGAAUCGUGUGUAACUAGGUGAAAUUUUAUUUUCCCAGGAGCGACAGAUACGAUUACUUCAUGCGCGAAGUCGCCGAAACGCAAGUGUGCCAAGAACGCCGGUCGUGCCAAGAACGCCAUGGACACCGAAUCUCUGACGAGAAAGCGAAAAUAUGGAACGGUCGUUAAAAAAGAUAGGUAUGAGAAAGGUAUUAAAAUAGAAUACCAUUAGUUCUUUCAACUAUCUUCAUAUAUAGACAUGGUCAUGUUUGCAUUUGAUUAGAGACGUACACGUGGGGUAAUGGUACUGCGGAUUUAUGACCAUGUUUUUACAUACUAGUUUUGGAUAUACUGGAUAGCUUUAUCAAUUAUAGACUGUUCUUCCUGGUGGUCCAGUAAGGAUCAUGUCUUAUCGAUCCAGUGUUACUACAGGAGAAACCUAAAUUAAACUAACUUUAUUUAUACUCGAUAGCUUUAUCAGUUCUAAACUGUUCUUCGUAGAGAGCCAGUGAGGAUCAUCUCUUAUUUAUUAAUUUAUUUAUUAACUUUACAAUCAUACAAAAAUUAUAACAAUGAUUGAAGGUAUGGUCAACAGGACAUGAGUCCCAUGUAAAGACCAACCUGAUACAAUACAAUAAGUAGACAUACAUUAAAGGCAAGGACUAGAACACUAUUUACAUAGCUAUAUAAAAAUUAAUAGUUUAGAUUAGAUUAUGAGCAACAGCUUAAGUUGAAAGAACGGCAUUUAGAGCAGUAGGUUUUCCAAGUGCGCAUUCUACAGGAGAAAACCUAAACUACACUAACUUUAUUUAUACUGGAUAUCUCUAUCUGUUCUAAACUGUUCUUCCUACAGGUCCAAUAAGGGUCACCCCUUAUUGAUCCAGUGUUACUACAGGAGGAAACCUAUACUGUACUAACUUUAUUUAUACUGGAUAGCUCUAUCAGCUCUAAACUGUUCUUCCUAGAGGUCCAGUAAGGAUCACCUCUUAUUGAUCCAGUGUUACUAUAGGAAGAAACCUUUACUGUACUAACUUUAUUUAUACUGGAUAGCUCUAUCAGUUCUUAUCAAUACUAUUUACUCUCUACCCACAGCAGGCUUGGUGCGACGUCGCCACCUAUAGAAGCAGCUUCGCCUGGUCGCACAGAUUUUACUCUUGCACAGAAAGUCAAUAUUGACUAUUCACCGUAUCUUAUCAGACAAUGGAUAACAUUGACGCGAUACAUAGAAAAUCACAGACAGCAUAUUUUUAUACUCACUUUCUAUACACUGCUGGUCAUUGGAGCGUUCAUAGAGAAAGCCUAUGGUAAGAUGAGAGUCUGGUUAGAUAUGGUGACAAUGAUGGUGACGAUGAACGUGUUGGUAAUGAUGGUAAUGACGUAAUAGUGAUGAUGGUGUUGAUGGUGUUGAUGGUGAUAAUGGUGAUAAUGGUGAUAAUGGUGAUGAUGGUGAUGAUGGUGAUGAUGGUGAUGGUGAUGAUGAUGAUGAUGAUGAAAAUGAUAUGAUGAUGAUGAUGAUGAUAGUGGUGAUGGUGAUAAUGUUGACGGUGAUGGUGAUAAUGAUGAUGGUGAUAAUGAUAUUAGUGAUGAUGAUGAUGAAAAUGAUAUGAUGAUGAUAGUGGUGAUAAUGAUAAUGGUAAUGAUGGUGAUGAUGGUGAUGAUAAUGGUGAUAUUGGUGAUGAUGAUGGUGAUGAUGAUGGUGAUGAUGAAGGUGAUGAUGAUGAUAGUGGUGGUGAUGAUGAGUGGUAAUGAUGAUGGUUAAUUUUUGGUAGCGUAGUAACGAUAUACGACUAUACUCUAUACUAUAAGAAUUCCAAUCCUCUAACUAACAUUAUUCUUAUUUCCACAGCAUACUCAGUGUUAAAAGAGUUCUCAGGUCUACGCCGUGUAGCAGGUUAUGGUGUAAGUGUGAGUCGCGGAGCAGCAGCGGCAAUGACUUUAACAUUCUCAACAUUAUUACUAACAAUGAGUCGAAACACUCUCACAUUCCUACGUGAAACUCAGGCGAUGAACUGGAUUCCGUUCGACUCUGCUAUCGCUUUUCACAAAUAUGUCGCUUUUUUGGCUCUAUUCUUUACAGGUAUGGAUAGUUGACUGCUAGUAAAGUUUAACAGUCGAGAACUUUCUCAUUGAGAAUUAAAAUCAUCUAGUGUUAGACAGAGCAUAUAAUACUAAAGUCAAAAUUGUUCAUAUAUGAUUAAUACGGACGGGAAGAGCUAAUACACUUUUCUCACAAUUUUUUUUCCAUCUAGUUGUGCACACUAUUGGCCAUGCGAUGAAUUUCUAUCACUUUUCAACUCAGUCAGCUACAGCUUUGACCUGUCUUUUCCGAAACGACUUUCAUAGGUUGGUUUAAAUUUCUGUCACUUUUUCUAGGUACUUCGAAUUCCUCGUGUUAUAAAGCUAGAAAAUAAGGUCCUUAUUAGACCUCUAGAAAGAACAGUUUAGAACUGAUAGAAGUAUCCAGUAUAAAUAAAGUUAGUCUAGUUUAGGUUUCCUCCUGUAGGACCUGUAGUAAUUCACUGGAUCAAUAAGAGAUGAUCCUUACUGGACCUCUAGGAUGAACAGUUUAUAACUGAUAGAUAGUUUGUUUCAGUAUCAAUAAAGUUAGUUUGUUUCAUAAGUAAGCUUUGGAUUCAACUGUGAUUAAAAAUACUUUUUCAGGUCCCAUAUUCUACCGAGCUUCACUCAUUACUGUUGGGGAACUGUCACAGGUAUACUACCAACAUGUUGUCCUAUAAUUCAACAACUUUUUAACAUGCAAGGUGUUUAUUUUUUUGGGUGUUUAUUUUCUAAUUGAUAUUUGAGUUUUGGGUAAGCUUUUGUUUGACUUUUAAAUGGUUGGAUCAGCUUUCAGCAACAUUUUACCAAGAAGAACAUUUCUCUUCGGUGCCACCCCCGGCCAUAAAUAAGUGACCGAUCCCUUAAAUCGUGGGCUUAACCUAUUCAACAUCAGAUCUAAUCGCCCUCAUAUUUUCAUUCCCAGGUCUGUCUGGAGUGUUGCUCUGCGUGGUUAUAGCCGUGCUUUAUGUCUUCGCCACACAAUAUUCACGUAGAGUUGUCUUCAAGUUUUUCUGGUGGACGCAUCAACUAUACUUCGCAUUGUACGCGCUCACGAUCAUACAUGGCAGCGGUCACCUUCUCCAGCCGCCUGGAUUUCACGUUUUUCUUAUCGGCCCCGCCGUGUUGUUCACAAUUGAUAAACUUAUCAGCAUGGCAAGAAAGAAAGUCGAGAUUCCUGUGGUGAAAGCCGAGCUGCUACCUUCAGGUUCGUGCUUUUUUUGUUUUUAUUUGUAUUUUUUUCUCUGACCAUAAGCAGCCCAAUAGCUAGGCGUGUUAAUUAAAGGGCAUAUGACUCGAAAAUUGACGGUGUUUUUUUUUAGUCUAAUUGACAACUUGCGUAACAGACAAAAUUUUGAUCUCAACAAGUCUAGACAAAAAUUCCAUUACAGCUUGAAAGAGCAUCACAAAAUUAGUAAUAUUCCAAAGUUGGUCACAUCACAAAAUUAGUAAUAUUCCAAAUGUUGUAAAAUGCGGAUAAUAUAGCCUUGCGAAGUUUGCCGUUUUUCAGUCAUUUAGAUUACAAACGGGAAAUUCACAGACCCAAAGGGUAUUGGCACAGAAUACUACACAGAAGUCCAUCUUCAUUGUUUUUUGCGUAAGCUCUAUUCGUCAUGAUUCGUCACUCAGCAAGUACCGUAAACAGAAGCAGUCAUCCCCCUGGACAUGCGCCAUUUUUAGUAUUUCAAGGGGGGUGACUGCUUCUGUUUACGGUACUUGCUGAGUGACGAAUCAUGACGAAUAGAGCUUACGCUAAAAACAAUGGAGAUGGACUUCUGUGUAGUAUUCUGUGGUAUUGGUCUGUCAAUUUCCCCCGCGUAAUGCAAAAUGACUGAAAAACGGCAAACUUCGCAAGGCUAUAUAUUAUCCGCAUUUUACAACAUUUCGCAACGAAACUUUGGAAUAUUACUAAUUUUGUGAUGCUCUUUCAAGCUGUGAUGAAAUUUUUGCCUAGACUUGUUGCAUGAGGUCAAAAUUUUGUCUAUUACGCAAGUGGUCAAUUUGAAAGAUCAUUGAAGACUGUGUAAUUUCUUUGAUAGAUUUUUGUUUUCUUGCUUCGUUUUGAAGAUAUUUCAUUUUGUAUGAUAUGCAAAGGCCAACUUCUAUGUCACACAUGCAUGCAUGAUGACUUACUUUAAAAUGUUAUAUAAUUUUGUCACUAUCAAAUAAAUUCGCUCAAAACGAAUGAUGAGCACGAGACUUGUCCACAACAACACCCAUGUAUUUUUUCUACCGAUUGUGUUUAGUCGUAUUAAAGAUAUGCAGCUAAAUCAUUAUGCAUAUGUGACGCAGGAAGUUGGUCCUUUGCAUAUAAUACAAAAUGAAAUAUAUUCAAAACGAAGCAAAAGAAGGAACGAGGUUGGAGAACAAAAAUCUAUCAAAGAAGUUACUCUACAGUUUUCAAUGAUCUUUCAAAUUAGACUAAAAAAUAACACCGUCAAUUUUCGACUCAUAUGCCCUUUAAAUAUUUUACUACAACAUCAAGCUUUUAACACUGAAAACUGUUAAAUAUGGCGAAAAUAUAAAGAAAAUGUUUAGAUAUCAAUGCAUUUCUGCAAUUCUGAUUGAUGCACAAUAAUAAGUUAUAGUUAUUGCUAUGGUUGGCAAGAAAAUUAAAUUAAACAUCGCUAUACCUUAAAACUAUCGAAAAAUACUCGAAAUAUUUUAAAAACGUACUAAGCUAAAAUAAUAACAAAAUUUGAAUCUACGAUAGUUUUACUACGUACAUUCUUACAGCUUUUUUACGAAAAAAGAAUGAAUUCCUAAAACGAAAAAAAUACGAAAAAUUUUCGGCAAUUUUUUCAAUGUUUUAAUGACACUAUACUGGAUGCCUGGAACGCUCGGCUGUACACAAAGAGCAUUUUCAUAUGACGAAUACAAAAUCGCAUUGGCUGUCCAAAAAAACCGUCGGUCAGUGAGACGCAUUCCACCAUUUUUAAUUAGGACUAAUCAAGUAAUUAUCUAUUAAUUAACGCUAAUGAACUUAUUAACUAUCAUUUCUCCUGACAGAUGUAACCAAUCUUCAGUUCAAACGGCCAGUGAACUUCAACUACAAGUCAGGUCAAUGGGUGCGUAUCGCUUGCCUGGACCUAGGGGGCUCUGAGUACCAUCCCUUCACGCUGACCUCAGCCCCUCACGAGGAGAACCUUAGCUUACAUAUCCGCGCUGUGGGUCCGUGGACGAUCAACUUGAGAAGUACUUAUAACAAAGACAACCUACAGGAUCGACCAUUUCCAAAGGUAAGGAAGAGUAUUUUAUUGUAACGUUGGUGUCAGGCUGUGCUCUAGGGAGAACCGUUUAGAACUAACGGAACUAUUCAAAAUAAUAAGCAAUAGUAUAGGUUUAUGCUUGUGUGGUGUUACUCUGAGUGUAUAUCCACACCGGGCAGGCUUGAAAAAUAUGCCUGGCCACGGUGGGAAUCGAACCUACGACCUUUGGACUGGUAUCCAAAGGUCGUAGGUUCGAUUCCCACCGUGGCCAGGCAUAUUUUUCAAGCCUGCCCGGUGUGGAUAUACACUCAGAGUAACAUCACACAAGCAUCUUAUUCACCUGAGUACAUUACACCAACGUAGCAAAUAUCAGUAUAGGUUUAGUUUGCUUUAGAUUUGAGUUUAUCGAGUGUCUCACUCUUUGGUGAUCGAAUUUCCCAACAGGCUAUCGCCCAAUUGGGGAUCCGAGGUACCUACGAUUUAACGCCCUUAUCCGAGAAGACGCGAAAGUCUAACCAUUUACUGAUGUCAAUAUAAAGAUAGCCCUUUCUCCUCAGUUAUUUUAAGAACUUGAGUAGAGGUCCGACCACGGAUUGAACCCGGGUCGACUCCUAGCUUCAAAGGCAAGCGUGUUGACCACGACACCACAUGUGCUGGUUUCUUAGCAAGCGAAUUAUCUGUUCAAGAUUCUUAGCUGUACGUCACUGGUAUUCCAAUGAUUAUUGCUGUGUACUUGAUCUGCUACAAACAUCAGACUCAACCUGUACAUAAUCUGUAAGCACACCUCUCUGAAAGGUAUUCAUUCGUUAACUUGCAUGAAACUAGCAGCUGGAACAAGCGCAACACAUGCAGAAUCAGCGUGUGAAGAGGCAUACAAAUACAAUCAUAAUCGCACGUCUCUUUCUCUACUGGCCAUACCACCAAGAACGUUCACGGAUAGCGAGAAUUCAUACGUGAUAUUUGGUGGCAAACAAACAAGUACCAGACCUUAAAAGACAAGUCACCUUAAAUCGGUGACUUUGGGCGAUUUAAGGCGUUGGAAGAAUAUCUAACCACAAUAAAAACCCAUGUCAAAGACGACUCUACACAAAACUCCGGAUAAGUAAUCACAAAUUACUAAUUGAAUAUGGUCGAUACCAACAAAUACCGAAAGAAGAAAGAAUAUGCAGACAUUGCAAUCUGAACUCCAUCGAAAAUGAAUUUCACUUUGCUUUUGAAUGUCAAAAAUAUCAAAAUAUAAGAAACAACUCCAAUAAUAUACUACAAACUUUCUUUCAAAUGAAUCUACCUAAAGAUUCAAGAGAAGAUUUGUUGACACAUAUAAUUUCAAACACAGACCCAGCAUUAACAAAUCUAUUUUCAAAUUUUAUUGCAAAAUGUUUUAAAGUCAGUGACAAAUGCCUUAAGAUACAAAGCCCAUAGCAUGUGGUGUUACUCAAUUAUCUAUUCACGAAAACAAUCUAUUAGGUAUAUGAACUACUCCGUAGUCACAAUUUGUUUAUGUUAUUGUUACUCUUAUAAUCUUUACUAUGUAAUGUACUUUAGCAAUACCUGUAAUUAGUUAAGGUCAUGCUAAUAAAGUUCUUAAUAAUAAUAAUAAUAAUAAAUAACGCGAUUUUUGGUCCUGGAGUAGAACUUCCAGUCACCAAUUAUUACAUCGUACCCGAUCUUAUAACUUUAAGCUAACUGCAUGGAGUGGUAUACUCAUUCACGUUUUUCCUCUCAGUUAUAUUUAGAUGGACCAUUUGGUGAAGGCCAUCAAGAUUGGUAUCGUUAUGAAGUGUCAGUGUUGGUAGGAGGAGGAAUUGGAGUCACUCCUUUUGCUUCAAUUUUGAAAGAUAUUGCUCAUAAGGGAACAUUGAAGUCCACAUUUGCCUGCAAACAGGUGGGGGUUACUAGCAUGCCUCACAUUUGAUAUUAGCUGAUUC